GUUAUUUAUUUUUUUCUUGUGAUUUGUUUGUUGAAAGAGCCCAGCUCGCGUCAGAAUACGAUGUCUACAUUGGCGCGAAGGGAUCGAUUUCAGAGGGAAAUCAUAAUUGGUGUCCAAUAAGAAAAGUUUGCAUCAUGUUUUUGCACGCCAAGUGUGUGUGUGCUUGCGGAGUGUAAGGCGCCGCACAAAUUUCGAGUGAAAACGAUCGGCAAAAACAACAAAUCCCACCACAAAGUGGCGAAGCAACAACAAAAUAAGAGCGGGUCCCAAAAAAACAACAAAAACAAAAUCAUUGAAACCCGUAAUUAAAGGUCGGCAGAUGGGCGGCCAACGGAAUUACGUGCCCUCCGCUGGCCACUCUUCUCGUGGUUCCUGUUGUUGCCCUCCCAGUUGCAGUUCCCGUUGCAGUUGUUGUUGUUGCAGUUGCAGCGGACCAUCUCUCGCAGCGCAGUGAGAGCGAGUGGGACGGCAAGCGAGCGCCACUAAAGGUGCGAGCGAGAGCCCUUUAUAAUGGUCUCGAAGAAGCGUUCCAAUGCCGCUGAACGCGUCCAGCGCUCGACGGCGACUGCGGCAGCGGCGGCAGCAGCAGCGGCCGCAGCAGCAUCGGCCUCCUCGACGCAAGGCAAGAAGCGACCCGGGAAGCAGGCGAAAACCUCCAGCGCCGGCGAUGAAGCAGAGGACAAAAAAUCAACCAGCAAGUCGGAUUCAAGCGCAGCGGGGUCUGCAGCCAAGAAGCCAGCCAAGGAUCCCUCAGCGGGAUCUUCGGGAUCACUCACUGCCCCAGAGAGCAGCGGAUGUGGAGCCGGAAAACCCACAGCCUCCACGUCAUCGUCAUCCACCUCAGCCUCCGCAUCCGCGUCCACCUCCGCCCUCGCCACCGCCUCCCCCUCCAACAGCUUGAAACUGUCGCCCGAAGAGCGACACGAGGAUGGCAAGGCGCGAGCCAUCAACAAGAUGCUCAAGAGUCUGGACAUCAAGAUCCACGGCUUCGACAACCUGCUGCCCAGCGGCGAGGAGCGGCUCAAUGAGGGCGUGCUCAAGUCCUCCAUUUCGGAGAACGUCAAGACCAAGUCGCGGGCAGCGGCGGUCAAGGUGAUAUCCAGCCUGAAUCCCGGCAAGCUGCCGACUGUGAAGCGCGUGCGUCCAUCCCCGGAACCAGUUAAGGACAAGGUUGCGGAGAAGCCUGCAGAGAAGGUUCCGGAAAAGGACAAACCCAAGUCAGAGCAGGAGAUCACCUCACCCGCUCUAGAGGAAUCUCUGGCCUCUAAGUUGCCCAAAAAGACGGUGCAGCAGGCCAAGAAGACCAAGGUGGAGCCAUCGCCACAACAAACGCCCGCUGCAACGACAGCAUCAGCAGCCAAUCCGGGUCCAAGCUCCGCCAGUUCCAAGCAGUCAGCUAAGAAUCCCGGAAGGAAACCAACGCAGCCAGAGCAGUCGAAGAAGGAGCCACCCAAGCCAGCCAAAAUGGGAAAACCGAAGAAGGCGUCGCCAGGUCAGGAAGCAACCUUAUUAAAGAACGCUUCCCGUCUGCCGGACUCCAAUACAGAACCCGUGCAAAUGGAGCUGGAGGAGAUCGUUAGUACGCCCACGCCCACGGCCACACCGACGUCCUCAGCCACGCCUACGGCUACACCAACUCCUACAGCCACGCCUACGGUUACACCAACGCCCACGGCCGCACGCACUCGCACUCCUACGCCCACACCAACAUCCACAUCCGUUGCCACGGAGGCAGGUCAUCCCACGCCGCCGCCACCACCACCAGCAGGUGCACUCAAACAGCGACCAAAGGUGAAGUACACGAAGACCUCGGCGGGAUCGAAGGGUCGCAUGCAGCAGGCGAUGCACCAGAAGGCACCGGCUGCCUGCUGGAGCGGAGCCAAGGAUAUUUAUGACUUUAAGUCGGGAUCGGAGGACGAGGAGCCGAUCAAGAUGGUGCUGCCGUCGCUCAAGGAGCUGCGCGAGUUCUCCGAUGAGGAUAACAAGCCACUGAAGCUGUUUGAGCGGCAGGACAAAGCCAAGAGUCAGGUGGAUGAGGAGGAGCAGCCCGUAGUCAAGAAGGAAGAGAAGCCGCCGGUUGAGAAGGAGGUGAAGGUGAAGUUCAAGGAAAAGGAGAGGGAAGUAGACCCUUUGAUCAACGUACAUCAGUCCGAACCAGUAGCCAAGAUCACCAGCACCGCCUCCGCGUCGUCGGGCAAAAAGCAAGCCAAGCGCAAACUAGCCACUCCAACGCCCACUCCUUCGGUUCGCAAGAAGAAACCGGUGGGCAAGGGAAAGACCGCUCCAGCCAAGGAGCCACCUGCCAGCGGCAGUUCCGCGGAAAGCAGCUCAUCCGAGGACGAACGGAAACUGAGUGCCUACACCGGACCCAAGCGACACCGCAUGGCCUCGCUAAACGCGCUCGCGAAGGUGCAGUGCCUGUACGAGAACGAAUCCCGCACCGCCCACGAACUGGGCUUGUCCAAGGCGACGCAGCAACCGCCGCGCAUCCGGACGCUGGACGGGAGCGACGAUGACAACCACAAGGACUCGCCGCGCCACGGAGACACGGACCGGGACAAGGGAUCUGUGAGUCCGCCGCACCAGGCGGCUGCUCCUUCAGCCGUGUCGAGUGCUCCGCCCAAGGAGGCAGAGCCACGAAGGGAGCUGCGCUAUGUGCCCGGUGGCAGAGGAGUGGGCAAGCACUGGGAGUUCGACAGCGACAGCGAGACCGAGGAACUGCAGCUCCAGCAGCCCCUGCCGCCAGUUAAAAAGAAGAAGCUGCCCAAGAAGGCGCCGCCCAAGAAGACUGCGUCCAGCGAGGCUGAGGCCAAGCGAAAAAAGAAGCAGGUCCAGAUCGAAGAAAGCGAUGAAGAGGAGGCCAGGGAAAAGGAGAAGCCCAAGCCACCAAAGCAGCUGCCGAAGAAGCGCAAGACCGCCUUCACUGAGGAGCUCAUCGGGGAUUACAAGGGCAUCCUGGCCAGAAAGCGAAUGGCCAGCCUAAACGCUAGCGCCAUUGUGGCGGCCACCUACGAGGUGGAGCGGCACUUGGACAAGAACUUGGCCAGCGAUUGCAGCAGCUUCGAGAGCUACGACGAGCUGGACACCAUGCCCACCACCACCAGCAAGGCAGCGUCUUCGGCGGCAAUCAAAACCGAGGUGAUGCACAUCAAGAAGGAGCCCAAGGACUCCAAGGAAUCAUUGCGCGAGAGGGAACGGGAAAGGGAGUGCGAGCGCAAGAGGGAGAGGGAGAACGAACUGAAGGAUUCGACCGUCGGCAAGAUGUCCAGUCAUUCGAUCAUCGAGGAGAGCAACGACUCAAAGUACUCGAAGGAGACCAAGGAGACCAACACGGACACCACCAUAACCACCACCGGCUACCGCGACUCGACUGCCAGCACCAAGGACGCCAAGGACUGCAGUCGGCCCACCUCCUCCUCCGUGGUUAUUGUCCAGGACACGGACGUGACCAUCACCGGCGUCUACGUGAACGCCAGCAACGGGGCCGCCCAGGAGGCGUACUGCAAGAUGCAGUACCGCGUCCAGUCGAGCGUCACGGAGGAGCGCGUCCUGCGGCCCGGGUCCGUGGAGCCGCCCAAGUCAUACACGCCGCUCAGCGCCCUCUCCAGCAUGCUGCCCCCGGGUGCCAGUUCUGGACUUAGCGAGGCCCACAGCUCGCCGCCGCUUCCAGUCCAUGCAGCACCGACGGGGCCGCAUGUCCUGCUGCCCGGCGAGCACCUCAGCGCCGGGAUGUACCACGCCCCCGAUCUCGGCCUGCACACGGAGCACGCCCUGCCUGAUCACCACGGCCCGCCGCCACCGUCGUACGCUGCUGCAGCAGCAGCUGCCGCGGCCGCCGCCGCCUACCACGCCCACCAGCUGGCACCGGGAGGCGGUGGCGUGCUGCACAUGCACCACCAGCACCAAUACGCCGCCCACGCGGCCCACGCACAUCACUACCAGCAGGCGGCCGAGUACCAUGGUGGGCUGCCUCCGCCACCACAUCACUAUGGCGGUCCGCCCCCACCGCCCCAAGGUCACUAUGGCCCGCCGCCGGGAGCGCCCGUUCCGGUGCCGGUGCCGGUGCCCGUGCCGGUUCCGGUGCCCGUUCCCAAUCCCGGGACCGUGCCCGAGCGCUGCGACGUGGGAUCGCCACCGCCGUCGUAUCGCGCCAGCGCAUAUCCGCCGCCUUCGAGUGUGGGCAUGCCUCCGCCCACUCUGGGGGGUGGGUCGAGCGCCUUCUGUGCCCCGAGUCCACUGCACCAUCACCAGCACCAACACCAGCACCAGCAGCCGGGGCCAGGAGUUGGGCCACCGCACCACGAUCCCAGUGGCUACUAUCAGCCGGCUGGACCGCUGAUCUCACCGCAUGUGAUCGCCGCCCCACCGCCGCCAGCGCAAGUGAAGAAGCUGCAGGAGGAGGACGGCGCCGCCCCUGCCGCCGGAUCGCCCUCGCAGUUGCAGCACCAGGCGGCCGCCGAAGCCGCCGACCAGGCUGCAGCCCAGUCCCAGUCGCAAGCCCCAUCGCAUGCCCACGCCCACAAUCCGCAGCAGGCGCACCAUCCGCCGCAGCCACAGCCCUAUCCGGCCAGCGCCGUGGCGGCCGCAGCCGCGGCAGCCGCCGCCCACCAGGGCGUGCCCUACUCGCGCUCGAUGCACGCGGCCCAGAUGCACUACUCGACCGCCUAUCCGCCCAACUACUACGCGCCAUACCCGGGCGAGGUCAUGUGCUACUCGCCGCCCACCUACCAGCCCUACUUCUCGAGCAAGGUCUACCAGCCGUCGCACGCCGCGCAUCCUGCCGCCCAUCCGCAGGGUCCGCCGCCGCCAGGCGCCUACCGCCGCUAUCCCUACUACCAGCACGCGGGUCCGCCUCCGCCGCACGAGCUCUACGAACAGCAGCCGCCCCCGCCGCCCGUCUCAUCCGGCUCGGUGGCCGGUCCGCCGCAGCAGCAGCCUCCCACCAGCAGUUCAGGCGCAGCCGGAGCGGCCGGAGCAGCAGGAGCAGCGGGCGCACCCGCCGGCAGCCAGCUGGUCCCUGCCCACCAGCAACAGCACCAGCAGCAGCACUUGGAGCACUACCCGGGACCGCCCAGCUACUACGCCGGAUACAGUCCCGGCGGAGGGGCGUCCUCCGGCCAGUGCUACACGCGCGGGUUGCAAGGACCGUAUAUGGAGUAUCCACCGCAGUGUCCCUGCCCAAUGCCUCAAUCGUGUCCAAAAAACGUCCAUACUGGGCCUCAUAUUGGUAGCAACAUCAUCAGCAACAUCGACCAGAGCAGCAGCAAGAACAGCAGCAGCAGCAGCAAUAUGUUGCUGAGUGCCUCGAGCAACAGCAAUAUCAGCAGCAGCAGCACUUUGACUGCCUGCAGCAGCGCUACGACAACAACUACAGCGUCAGCGUUGACUACCAGUAGAGGCCCAGUGAAAAAUGUGACCCAUAACACUAGCGACAGUAGCAGCAACACCAGCAACAGUAGCAACACCAACAACAGCAGCCCCAGCAACAUCAGCAGCAGCAACAGCAGCAGCCAGACAAGCGAGAUGACUACGCGGGCAACAGCAGCAACAAACACGAACACGACGGCAACCACCGCCACCACGGGCACCCAGUGCCAGAUGCUCGUGAAGACGGAGCUCAAGGGCGAGAAUCCCCAAGUGACCAAGAUGCAGUACGAGGCUCACGUGAUGCCGCCGCCCACUCCGCCGGAGAGCUACUGUGCCAGCGACGAGAAGCUGCUCGAUGACCAGGAGCAGGAGGCCGAGCUGGAGCUGCGACUGCGUCUGGGAUUGCGGCUGGAGAAGAGUCACGGUGGGCAACAGCACAUCGAGGCGUACGAUCUCACCAGCAGCACCCCGCCCCCAGUAACCGCCCCUCAGGCGACAGCAGUGCCGCGCAAGGCGAGGAUCGGCAAGAGCAUGGCCAGGGAGAUGGUCUAUGCCGCCCAGCAGCAGCCGCUGCCGGAGAUGCAGUUGAAGCAGCCGAAGGAAGCUGCAGCAAAAAAGGAAGCGGAACCAGAGAUGCCUUUCGUACUUAAAGCGGAAAUCAAAGCCGAAACCAAAAUCAAAAUCGAGCACGACGGCGAGGCGCAGGCCAGCACACAUAUCAGCCAACUGCCGGACCUGAAGCCCACCAUCAAAACGGAACCAGAGCUGGAGCAGGAGACGGAAGCGGGCUCAGUUCCUCCUGUGGCUAAAACGGAGCCGGAGCAGAAUCAGGAGACGGAGAAGGAGAAGGAGAAAGAGCUGCCGGAUAGCGAGGAGCAGCAGCCCAGUGGUAGCAAGCAGCGCAUCAACCUGCUGGCCUCCUCCGGUGGAAACAAGAAGACCAAGACGAACCACAGCUACAAGAGCCUGAUCAAGCAGGCCGAGCCCAAGAAUUACCUCUGUCCCGGCCGCAGGUUCGUCCGCCGCCACGGACGUGCCCCGGCCAAAUAUGCCAAGCGGCGUCAGAUGAUCUUGACGCAGCGACAGCAGCAGCGAAUGCGACUGCAGCGCCGCGAGCAGCAGCAACAGCGACGCCAGCAACGCGAGGCGGCAGCAGCUGCAGCAGCAGCGUCCUCCUCUUUGGGAGCCACGCAGACGGAGGCAGGAGCAGAAGCGCUCAGCGUGCAGGAGCAGGCAUCCAUGACGCAGGUCAGCAGCUCGGCCACGCCCAGUGCAUCGCCUAAGAGGGCUCGGCCUCGGAAACAGGAGAUUGCCGCUCUGCAUCUGCUCGAGGGCUUGGAUACGACGAUGAGUCGCGGUUACUUCAGUGAUCCGGAGCUCAAUCACAGCAGUCGUAAGCAGGCACCCACUGCAGUGGGCGGCCUUUAUGCCGCGUCCUCGCCGCUGACCCUAGCGACAGACCCCAGAGGCAAACAGCCCGCUGCCGAGAAGCGCUCCAAGUCGGAGACCAAGAAGUCUCCGGCGGGAGGGCUCUCGGAGACUGCCAUUCCCAGUAAGAAGCCACGCAAGCAGACCGCAGGCAAGACCAAGAGCAAGGGCAAGAAGUCGUCGGCAGCAGGAGCGGCGACAGUUGCAUCCACGGCAGAAACACAAGCACCAUCGGUGACAUCGGGCACUGCGGCUACACAAGAGACCAACAACAACGAAUAUCAGACGGCAGAUCUCCAGGCCCAGAAGUUCGGUGACUCACCAGCUGCCACCGAUGCAACGGCAACGGCAACUGGAACAGUAACCUCUCAGCAGCAGCAGCAACAUUCCGAUGAGCAACACCAGUUUCUGGUGCCCAAUCAGCCGGCUGCAGCAGCCGCUUCCGUUGCCCAAACGACCACCCCUCCGCCCAACCGUCAAGGCCAGACGACGCACACGAAGCGGGCCAGAUCGCGCUGCAAGUUCGGAAACCGCAAGCGCCAAAGGCAGCGACCUGGAGGCGUGAGCUACGAGCUGGAUGAGACCCAACCGCCGGCAACCAAGGCCAAUGUGGUGCCCAAGUGGAACAAUGGAUGGAUGUGGGCGGGCAAAGCCUUCCAGGGCGCCGUCUUCCUCAAUAGCGAUGAUCCGCUAGUGCUGCGCACUUGCUACCCAGCCAUGCGACAUGUGGAGGGCGACAUCAUCCGCAUCAGGGACUGUGUGCUACUUAAGGCCAACGAGGACAACGAGCUACCCUACGUGGCCAAGGUGGCGCAUCUCUGGCAAAACCCCGAAGACGGCGAGAUGAUGAUGUCGCUGUUGUGGUACUAUCGGCCUGAGCACACAGAUCAGGGACGGCAGCGCAACGAUUGUCCAGACGAGGUGUAUGCCUCCCGUCAUCGUGACCACAACUCGGUGGCCUGCGUCGAAGACAAGUGCUAUGUCCUCACCUUCAGCGAGUACUGCAGGUAUCGGCGCCGCCUGCGUGCCGCCGAGGAAGACGUGGAAGACGUAAGCAUCGUGCCCCGUCGACCGAUCAGUGCCACCGCUCCCUGGUAUCCGGUGCGCACCGUGCCGGAGCACACCAAUCCGGAGCUGGUCAUGUUCUGCCGCAGAGCCUAUGAGUUCCGGACGCGACGCCUGCUCAAGCUUCCCCAGAAGAACGGACUUGUGUGUAGCUCCAGCUAGCGCAAGGCAUGAGCCAUCGGCGAACGAACAACUCCUAUCAAACAAGGGGAUAGUUGAACUUUGGAGUGUAGGAACAUUAGCUUAAAUUCGGAUUGCGAUGGCAAUCGGAGGAGCGAAGAGAAGUGAAGUGGAGAGUGGAGAAAGCCCUGGCAGAGGACAAAGAAAUCGGAGAAUGAAAGUUACAUUGUUUUGAUCAGUCUACAGUAUUGUUAAAGAUAUUGUUUGUCUUUGUUGUUAAGAGAGAUCUUGUUAGGAUGGGCCCGGGCUAUGCAGCUGCAUUCGUUGUUCCUAACCAAAUUUCGAUUGGUCUCGUUGCGCCUCUCCGUUCGAUGUUUCCUGACCCAAAUACUUGGACGCGUACACUACCUCUGUCGGGGCAGGAUAAGAGACACACAGAUACACCCAAACACACGGCUAACACCCAGACAUACACCAGACCAAAAUGUAGGCAAGAGAUUUUCUCUUAGAUGUGAGAAUUUAGAGAGAGGUUAGAAUGGAAAGCAUAACGUCGAAAAGCAACUGCUAGGAGAAAGCAUUAAAUAUUUUACAUUGUAUUACAUAAUUUAUUUAUUCUGACUACACCCCCCACCAACCCACACGCACGGAUAUUUUUGUUAUUAAGUUGUAUGUAUUUAUUAUCAUUAAUAUUGAGAUAGUCAACAUUCUGCGGACAGUUUUCCGUUCACUUUUGCUCUUGUUGCUCGAGAAAUUCUAUUAACAGAUAAUCCAUUAGUUUUUCUUGAAGACUGUUUCUGAGAAGUCAUUUUAAUGAACCGUUGCUACAUAACUAUUAAAGGCGCCAAAUCUCUUUAAGCCGACAUCCAAUUAAAAUUUAAUGAGCAACAAAAUAAAAAAAACAAGACAACAAAGUUAUCAAUUCUGUAGAGAACUUUGGAUCCGGAUUAAUUUAUGAAGCCUUUGUUAACUUUGAAUUAGAGGUGUCCCGGAAAGACAAAGAAAGAAAUUUUUUACGUAGAAAAUAUAACGUAUUAAAAACUUGAAAUCUUUUGUGACGCCAGUCUACCGACUUUAAAAUGUAAUGAUUUCGUAUUCCUUUUACGAAAUUUCACGUCAUUGCAACACUUUGAAUUCAUAUUUAAAAUGUAAAUGGGAAAAGUUAAUCGGGCACUUAUUUGUUUAACAAGUAAAACAUCAAUAAUUAGCGACGCUAUCUUGAGGAACGGUUUCCCACUCUCGUUUCAUUUAUACUCAAAAUUAAAAAUUUCCUACCCCAUUUAGUCAAUAAAUUCAGAUAUAAGUAUGUAAAAUCAUGCUUAACCUAUUGAUGCUCAGGCAAAUACUUUGCGCACAGACAGACCAACUUAACUAUUAAUUCUUCGAAAUGAGAUUUCAGGCUCCAAAGGCGGAAAACUGGAAGACUUGACAUGGAUUUUUUGCUAGGCGCUGUUUGUAUAUUUUUUUAGUUGUUGUUAGUUUUUGUAAGCGAAGGAAAAAACAUUUUGUACUCUUAAUUUGACAAUUUUUUUUGUUUUCGUUUUAUUUUGGAAAUUUGAUUUCAGAGAUAUCAUUUUCUGUUUACUUUAUAAUUCAGCUGCAAACAGAAAUAACAACAGAAACAACAACAAGUCACAUUAUUAUAUUAUAUAUACAAAUAUAUAUAUAUUUACACGUAGUUUUAUAUAAACAAAUAUCCUUAUCCA
This is a messenger RNA of Drosophila rhopaloa, 9683 nucleotides long. RefSeq lists its product as uncharacterized. NCBI's taxonomy places the organism in Eukaryota, Metazoa, Arthropoda, Insecta, Diptera, Drosophilidae. Bases 511 to 8022 code for a protein of 2503 amino acids. Gene Ontology annotation, molecular function: chromatin binding. The record is from RefSeq and is a predicted model, not a curated record. The transcript is spliced from 9 exons.